Molecule: messenger RNA, 13934 nt
Organism: Homalodisca vitripennis (glassy-winged sharpshooter)
Lineage: Eukaryota; Metazoa; Arthropoda; Insecta; Hemiptera; Cicadellidae
Gene: Camta
Product: calmodulin-binding transcription activator 1
Exons: 29
Coding region: 81-4169 (1362 amino acids)
Biological process (GO): regulation of transcription by RNA polymerase II
Cellular component (GO): nucleus
Molecular function (GO): double-stranded DNA binding; protein binding; transcription coregulator activity
Source: RefSeq, a predicted model, not a curated record
UCGCAGCCAUCCUCAUCAGCUUCGAGCGCCAUUCCGACUGGCAGUCGAAGGAAGUCAAAAUUCGGCCGAAGAGCGGAUCGAUGUUGCUGUACAGUCGCAAGAAGGUGCGGUACCGACGGGACGGAUACUGCUGGAAGAAGCGGAAGGACGGCAAGACCACGCGGGAGGACCACAUGAAGCUCAAGGUGCAAGGGACCGAGUGUAUAUACGGAUGCUACGUUCAUUCUGCCAUCCUACCGACGUUUCAUAGACGAUGUUACUGGCUUCUUCAGAACCCAGACAUCGUGCUGGUCCACUACCUGAAUGUGCCGUAUCCUGACGACAACAAGCUGGCUGUGAUCACACCCUCGUUGGCCCUCUGGGGUGACAAGAAGGAGUGGACUAAGGAGGAGCUGGUCAGCCAGCUGAAGCCGAUGUGUGAGUCUGGAGCCCCCUCCUACUCUUCUGUCUACAGUGAGGAUGAACCUGAUUUAAACAACGAGCUGGAAAUUUCAACUGCCGAGACGGUGGAGGCCAUCGUGUCACAACUGAUGGAGAAGCAGCGCUCUGCACGGGCGGCCGCGCUCAACAAACAACUGGAGUGCGGUUGUCCGGACAACUCCUGCGGGGACUCCAAGUCCUGCUCCCAGCCCAUCCGCCGGAUAUCUGCCGCCCAGCCUCCUAACAACCAGGUGUCGUCAACGACGAUGCUAAACCAUCAUCACAGUAACGGAAGAGUGAUGUCAGUAGCUCAGCCGCAGCAGAGGACAAUGACUCUGCAUCAUCCUCAUCUCGGACAUCACAGUGCUGUUACGUCCAACGCUCAGGUGAGCUCCAAUACAAGCCAGCAGCAGGUGUCCACCGCUCAGACCUCUGGUUCCCCACUGGUCCUCAGCCUGUCCCAGAUCCAGGGCUCUGGAGGUCUGCUCAUUCUCAACUCCGGGGGAUCCAGUCCCACACCCAGCCCCGCUGUCUUCCGCCCCCACUCCAAGGUCAUCCUCAAGCAAGAAGCCAUGGAGAUGGAAGUGGUCAACUCGUGUCACAUGAUGAGCUCAGCACAGCAACACCGGCUGAGUGAGCCGUCCCAACCGUCCCACCGUAACAGCCAACCGCAGCUCAACAACCCUCCUCAGCAAGCUCCCAGUCAGCCGGAGAAGAUGGACAUCAGCAACGGCAACAUCCUGCUGACGGGAGGAGACUACGAUCGUAGUUAUUCCCGGCGCCGGGAGUCCGCCAAGGAACAGGAGCGACAGAAGCAACACGAGGCUGGUUCGGAGAUGCUGGUGGACGUCAAGCCCUUCGGCAUGCACCACUCCGACAGUCUGAGCUCGAAAGAGUCGCUGUCGAGCAAUCAGUUCUUCAACGAGACUCUGGACCUGUCGCAGGAGGAUAUACAACAGACGCUGUCCGCCAACAUGCCCAUGACUUGCGGCACCCCCGAGUCACAACACAGUUUUAUGUCUAACGAUUGUGACACCCCUAGUUACAAAACCCGUCAACUCCAUUUUAGCAAGUUUUCCGGGACUGACAAAAAUGUAUCUUGGUUUGAAAAAACCCAUCUGGGUCGGAGGGACCGCAGCAGUCACAAUAAACGGGACGAGACAGAGUCGGACGUGUUAGUCUCUGGUAUUAAUCCCAUGGAGUUUAUCGAUGUCGCCUGCUCGCCUCCUUCUGCCAUGGACGACGACGUCUUCGUCAACCUGGAUGCCUUUGACAUGCUCGGGGACUUCCCAGAACUGGAGGUGCUGGACUCCAACAGCGGUAACAACAUCGUGGAGCUGAGUGAUCAGGAGCAGGACAGUUCCCAGGAGAAGAACAGCCCUGGGCAGCCUCAGACUGACCUCGAGUACCGAGAGGGUUCGGCCAACAUCACCGACUACUCACCAGAGUGGGCGUACCCUGAGGGUGGCGUGAAGGUGCUUGUGACGGGACCCUGGUACUCCACCACCUCUCCGUACACUGUACUGUUUGACUCCUUCCCUGUGCCCACCACUCUGGUGCAAUCUGGAGUGUUACGGUGUUACUGUCCAGCACACGAGGUAGGCCUGGCCACACUGCAGGUUGCGUGUCAGGGCUUCGUCAUCUCUAACUCUGCCAUGUUUGAGUACAAGACACCACCGAGGGAGCAGCAGGGUGUGAAGGACACAGUCACCAACCCCAAUGAUAACUUGCUCAAGUUCACCCUUCUCCAGCGGCUGGAGGCCAUGGACGAAAGGCUGGAGAUCAAACAGGAGCCGGACACUGGACAUGACUUUGUGGAAGGCAAUCAGCUGUUUAAACAGAAGAACCUGGAGGAGAGGCUGGUCUACAAGUGUCAGGGCCUCAGUCGCCGAGCGUGGCGUAACGACGUGGAAGACACGAGGGUCACAUGGUGCUCGACACACCGCAGCAUGACUCUGCUACACCUCGCGGCGUCUCUCGGCUACACCAAGCUGGUCUGUGCCAUGCUGCACUGGCGUGCCGAGAACUCCUCACUCCUGCUGGAAACCGAAGUGGACGCCCUCAGUCAAGACGAUGACGGCAACACCCCUCUUAUGUGGGCGUGCCUGAGGGGACACACACAGACGGCACUGUUGCUCUACCAGUGGAACAGCACAGCUCUGUCCGUCACCAACAGCCAGCGACAGUCUCCCCUGGACCUGGCCCGAGCCAACAGACACCACGGGCUGGUGGAACAGUUACGAGCAGUGCAUCGUGACAAGGCCAACAUAUCACAACCAGAAUCGAUAACGGAAGACAGCAUCCGAGAUGAGACAGAUCUCGGAGUUUCCACUGCCAAAGACGAAGGGAUCUUCCUCCGACCGGGCGCAGUGCCGAGGAAUGAAGCACAGAAGUACAAAUUGCUCAGCUUAUAUGUAAACAUUCCAUCUACCAACAACUCAGUGCCUGCUGUGUCGAGCUCCACUCCCAGCCCAAACACAGUGAACAACAACAGUAACAAUACUAACAACAACAACAACCAGAGUGCCAACAACAAGUCCCAUGGUACACAGACGACAACAACGACAAGAGACAACAUGUUGUCAGGUUCAGAGCCAACCCUCAAGUCAGGACGUCAGAGUCCUGCACACCCGCGGCCCACCAAACACAGGAGUCACCGGGACUCUACUAAACUAUCUAGGUUUGAGCGCAGCAUGUCCUUGCCCCUCAGUUCUCCCCACUCCGGCACCGACUCUGCCUACGACAGCGACAUUGUCCACUCUCCGCCCCGUAGGAUGGACUUUGCCCUCUGGGAACAAGAGGUGCGAGUGCUGACAUUGGCAGAACAAAUCAUCGCAGCCAUGCCCGACAGGAUCAAGAAUGAGAGCGAGGACAUGAUGCUGCUGCUCAGCAAUCAGUCUGUUGAGGUGAUGGAGUCUCCCCUACUCCUGGACGAGCCACCCUCCUCAUCAUCCUCCUGCUGCUUCGACACAAACAACGAGUUCAACUUCGACCAUAACUACAGGUAUUACGACGUGAGCACGCCUAGCUCCAGUCUGAGCCCAGCCUCGUCUAGUUGCCUCCCCUCCCCCUCUCCGUCCUCGUUCGCCCUCCCCGACUCCCCCUCUCCACCCCCCACCACUGCCGACUUCUGUGAGUUCUUCCACGCCUCCUCCAACAGUCUCUUCUUCGAGAAGGACUUCUCCAAUUUGACACUGUCCGAUCGGGAGCAGAGGGAGCUGUACGAGGCAGCUAAGAUCAUCCAGAAGGCGUACCGCUCGUACAAGGGCCGCAAGAAGCUGGAGGAGCAGGACAAAGAGCGUGCAGCUGCCAUCUUGAUACAGAACUACUAUCGCAGAUAUAAACAGUACGCCUACUUCAAGCAGAUGACUCGAGCGGCGAUGGUGAUACAAAACGGUUUCCGCUCGUACUGUGAGCACAAGAGGUUCAAGAAGAACCAAGAGGCAGCGGUGAGGAUACAGAACUACUAUCGCAACUACAGGGAUCAGGGGAGAGCAGGGGAGUCCACCCCACCCACUGGCCUCAAGCGGACAUAUUCUCAGAGGAGACAGCACCAAGCUGCACGCAAGAUCCAACAGUUUAUGAGACAAUCCAAGAACAAGUUACAGAGAGAACGAGCAGAAAGAGAGAGGCAGGUGGCCCUAUGUCUCAAGGAUGCCCCUCAAAAGUCAUCCUAUCCAGACAGUUCACUUUCCAUAGAACAAAAUAACAGUUUCAGAGCCGCUAACGAUACAGACAGCCCCGGCUGAGCUGGCUACAUGUCUGACCGUCUGUCUGUCUUCGUUCGCUGCUCUCGCCCCUGCCCAGUGCAACAAUCAACAAGCAAUGAUCUUUACCUUUACAAUCUUCUAGCAUCGUAUCUGCUUAAUGUUACGAUAUGUAUCACUUUACGUUCGCUGCCAGUCGUUAUCCGGUUGCAGAGAAACAUCGUAUGGUGCUAAGACAUGUUUUCUCACAGUUGUUAUGUUUGUUCACUACAAUAACUGUGUUAUGUCUUAUUCGAGUAUUUCAGCUCAGUUCUGCUCCAGCCUGCAAGUGUUUAUAAACGCUGUCACUGCAAUCUUAAUAAUUAAAUCAUUUAACUGUUAUAAAAGUGUAACACUUAAUAAACCUAAUGUUGUGGAAAGUUCACUUAUUUGCCAACACGUUAACCUUCUGCACUCACAGAUUGGUUGUCCAGGCUUACCAACUUCGCAAAACGUUAUUUUUUCAGUUAGUAUGAAUUCUUACAAAUUAUAACACUUCAGCAGUAAUAUUUCCUUAUCACGUGGGAGAUAUUUUUUAUCUUAAGGAAUAAAUUUCUUAAUAAAUAUUUAAUAAUUUAGAUUCUUACAAUUGUAAAUAGAUAUGAUCUACUUGAAAGAAAACCAUGUAUUAAAUAGAUGAACUUUAUAAGGGUUUAGUUUUUAUAAUCAUGAAUUAUCUGCAUGAACAAAUAUAUCUUAAUAAGAACUUUACCAGAUAGCACAAAAAGGCAGAUUACCAUAGUACAUUUUCUGUUCCUUUAUUUUGGUAAAAACGUUGUUUAUAACUUGUUAAAUUUUUAUAUAACGCUGAAAACUUUUGAUACUAAAACACGAUUCUGUGCUAAUGAGUAGAUCUUUGUGGUUGUAGAGGUGACUGAAAUAGAAAAUUGUGUCAGCAGGACCCAUCCGAGUGCAAAAGGUUAAUGUUUGAAAAAUAAGUAGACUAUUAAAACAUAAAUUAAUUCAAUUGUUGCUGUUCAAAAGAGCUCUAUUCUUUUCCCAAUACAUUAUAGAAUACAACUGUUAUAUGUAGAUCAUAAAACAGUUGUGGACAUUUUGGCCUACUUGAUAAAAGCACAGUAAUAGUAACUGUGAAAAUAAAAAAAGAUUUAAAGAGUUCUACUAAAAAACUUGUUCUAGUACAGUUUGUAGAUUCAUUGAUCGAAGUGCACGCCAAUUCAGAUUCCGGAAAUCAAGGAAACGUUUUUUAAGUUUCAUUUUCUAGAAAGACAACAAUGGUCACAGUGGAAGCAGCAAGGGCAAAUAUAAGGGGGGCUGCCCCCUUCGAAAUUUUGAAAGACAAACAUUAAAAUUGCACCCUGUCUGUUUUAAGCUUGAAAACAUUUAUGAGGUCUUAAAGCUCAAACUUUUCUGGGGGAAGAUUCCUGAACCCCCGUUUUUGGAGGGUAUUUUAUACUUCAUAAACACUCACUGUGUCAUUGUACCCCCCCCCCCCGAAAUUAUUUCUAAAUACGCCCCUGGGAACAGGAAAUAAACACUGUACAUUACUAGUUGCAGUUACUCAGUUAAAAAAAACAAGUUGUGCAUACAAAUUAAAACCCAACCGAUUUUAAGAACUUGGUAUAACCCUUACAAGCCAGAGUCAGCAAUCUACUUUGUAUUAUAUACUUACAUACUUUCUUAUUCCUAUGGCCACUAGAAACCCCACUGGGAUUGGCCUCACUAACAAUGCGUCUCCACACUCUUCUGUGUUGGCUUAUCCACAGAUCUUGUUCCAUCUUCCUCAGGUCUGCUCUUGUCUCAUCUCCCAUCUCAUGUUUGGUCUUCCUCUUCGUCUCAUUCUCUAUGGUCUUCCUUCUCACACUUUUAAAACGACUCCUCACUUCUAUUAACAUGGCUCAGCCGUUUUAAUCUUCUGCUUCUUAGAAGAGAACUACAUCUGGCUCCGGGUACAAGUCUCUUAGCUCCCAAUUUUUCCUAAUUUCCCUUUCUCUUUUGCUCUUGGAAAGAGCCAAAAAUUCUUCUAAAUGUUUUGUUUUCGAGAACCAUUAAUUUUUUCUGGGAUUCUUUUUUAUAGUGGCAUAUUCGACUUCUUCACUGUCAUCCGUACUUCUCUGAGAAUUCUAUGAUAACAUAUUACAAAGCUUACUUGCCUAACUAUAGUGCACUUACUUACAAGACAAAAUCCAAAUCCCAAAAGUAAAUCAAUCAUUAUUCGUAAAUAUAUUGAGUAUAGCGAUGGUGUCAAGUAAUGUUAGAGCGUUAGAAUUGAGUGAUAAAAUAAAAGUUAAAGUAUAACAUGCGUCUUCACUGUUGUUCUGCAAUCCAGACAGUCCUGGAUUGAAUAUACUGUUUGUUCUGAGAGCCAGCUAGAGUUUUUAGAUUCUUCUCUGGUAACUUCUGGAAAUCAGUUGUAGAAGGCAGGUCUUCGAUAGGAGACUUCUUCUCAAAUAGACACAGAUGAUGAGUGAUUAGGUGCAGUAUAAAGAUAUGCCUAUUGUGCUGUAAAUCUUUUGGUCUCCUAAUUUGGCUUGAUCUGUCUUUACUAUAUGCAGAACUGGUUUUACGAUCUGCAGGACAGCUACUGUCAAUAUCUUGAGUUUGUCGAAGGCUUCUCUGCAGAUUGGUCUUAGUUCUAUUAGUGUGACCCAUUUCGGAAUGACUAGUACUCUGAAGCUUGAGGUGCUUGACCCACUCCAGACCACUAAACUAUCAUAGGCGACUUUCAAAUUAAGAUUAGUAGACAGUAAAUGCUUCAACUUCAUAUUAAUUAGCAUAACAUCUUAAUUAGGGUUUUUUACAAAAUUGAAACACUGGUGUAAAGAAUUAUCCCAAAAUAUGUCAAAAACAUCUAGCAUCACGUAUGGUUCCCAGGUAUUAAUAAAUAUAAUACUCUUCCCAUCAGCCCAAAAACUGGUUGUUUAUAUUCAGGAGGAGAUUGUAAUCUAUAGUUUCAAAUUAUGUAUUAAAAAAAAAUGUUAGAACUAAAAAAUGCAAUUUUCAAUGUCUUCACCAUUGUAAAAUAAAAUAAAAUAAACUUUCUAUAUUUAGGUUUGAAAAUUUGAUUCUUUAAAGAUUCAAGAGGAUUGUGUAAUAUAAAUAAUAAAUAUAUCUUAAAUUUAUCUCAGGUUUCAUGGGAAGAAACCAAUUAUAUUCACUGUAAAAAUAAAUAAGAAAAUAGGUUAUAUUACCCUACCCCUUGUGUAACAUAACCUCAAUCCUAACUCACUGCUGAAUUACGUUCAGGAUUUGAAACAGAAUUAUUUAUUCCAGCUAGGCACCAUAGUAACACAUCGGUUUCUUCAGUAGCCUUUCUGUUGCCACUGUGGCCACCCUAGUGAACAACACAGAUUAUUUCUAGCACCGAUUUUAGUGGUCUGACCAUCAUGCUCUGGUCACACCGUAAUAAUAUGCAGAAGACAUCAAAAGCGAACUUGCAAACUGGAACCAGCACGUGAGUGAAUUCAGAAACCACGAAACAGAUUCAGUUCGAGAGAUGACGCUGAAUAGUUACAGUUUUGGUGUGUUUAUUUUCCAAACUGGUAUUAGUUUAUUGGGAUGGUUAUGUUUUAGAUUUAGGUAGAAAGCUAUGAUUCGUUGUUACAAAAAAUAAAUGACAUAUUUUUAUUAAGUUAAGUUGGUCGGCCUGUUUGUUGGUGUGAUCACGUGUUCAAGAUCGUAUUUUUGAUACAAAUGGUUCGAAUUUAGGUAACGUACAUUUAGUUGGUCAACUAUUAAGUAGGUUUUAGGUAUCUCACAAGUUUGCCAUUGUACUAGAUCGGUCUCCAGACUUAUAGCGAAAGUCCUUUUACAUGUUUACGAAACUGUCAAAACCGAAGUGUUAGGAAUUUAUCAGUUCGGAACUUAUUUGCACGAUCAUUUACAGUUGAUGCUCGUGGAAUUCCCUUGUGUGUUUUCUUUAUCAAGUUAGUGUAGUUUUUUUUCAAGGUUUACUGGGUUUUGUGAAGCAGUACAUCCAAGCAUCUGAUAAAACAUAAAUUUCACCAUUGAAAAGACAAUCAGUUUCACCAAGAGAAGUGCAGUUACAAUGUUAUUGUUUCAUAAAUUGUCUAUUGGAUAUUUGUCAACUUACCAACUAGGCCUAUUUUAUAAUUUUUGUAUGUUUCCCUGUUAUUUUGACUAUUUUUACGUUAUUAUAACAAUGUUAUUAACGUAAUGUAACGUUAUUAUAACAAAGUUAUUAACAUAAUGUAAUGUUAUUAUAACAAAGUUAUUAACGUAAUGUAACGUUAUUAUAACAAAGCUAUUAACGUAAUAUACCAUUAUUAUAACAAAGCUAUUAACGUAAUAUACCAUUAUUAUAACAAAGUUAUUAACGUAAUAUAACAGUCUGUUAGCAGACACAAGAAGCACUUGUCAGUGUGAAAGCUCCGGUUUGGACAAGUCUGGAGGUCGGGUCUCAGUUAAGCUGUAGACUAGAGAAUGCUUGACAUUGGCUCAAACCAUUAGACUUGUAACCAUGUAGCAGUACAAACUCAUCAUAGUGUUUGUUCGUUCAAUAGUCUUUCCAAUCGGGCGAUGAACUAGUGUUGUUGUCCAUUGUGGAUUGAGAGAAACCUGAAGGAAACUCAGGAAUAAAUACUUUUACUAUGAUAUGUCAAGUUCCAGUACGUUACAGAACAGCAUUACGAAAAGAGUUACUAUAACUAUGUUGAUUUGUAAAUUUAUUACUAAAACAUGUGCGUACAUGUAAAUAAUUUGUCUUAAUAAAUUAUUAAAAGGACUUUGGAAUUCUCCAAUUUCCGCAAUACCCAAAAAUCACAAAAGAGAGCAAAAAACACCUGAAUUCAUUUGAACUUGAUUCCCAAAAGCUGAACUUGAAAAAGAUCUCAAAAUUAAAUCGUACAGCAUAUAGGCCUUAGAAGAAAUAAGGUUUUAUAAAAUUCUUAUAAAAAUGUGUGGUUACUUCUACGAAUUGAAAUUUUUUUGUUUUAUUGAAAGUAAUGUAUAAUUUAGAAGUAUUAUUUCUGAUCGGCUUCUUUGGACAACUGCUAAAACGUUAUAAAAAUUACUAUUUUAUACGUAAGGAUAACCAUAACAUGCUAUUUAUUUUUUUAUUUCUGAAUUUUUAUCACACUAUGUGUACUUUCCUUACCAAUUAUAUAAACAAUUAUUGCCUAAUAGUUAGUCAUGCACUAAACUAUUUUACAAUUACCUUCAAAAAAUUUAUAUUUUGUUUAUUUAAUCAUCGUUAAAUAGUACCUUUUCAUUUUUGACAAAAAUAAAUAGAAGUUAUUUGUUUAUUUUCAAAUUCAGCUUGUUUACUUAUUUGUGACACUGUGAAUAGUAUAAUGAACUUUUAUUUAGAAAAAUAACAUUUAUCAUAUUUUAAUAAUCGAUUACCGGUACAUGUAUAAAUAACCAUAUACUGUAUAUAAAACAAAAAAUAAAUUAUUUGUUUUUUUAUUAUUGCUGUGCUUGGUCAGAGUUAAUUAGCCAUAUUACUAAGGAUGAUUGAGCCAACAUAUUGAUAUGAGAAUCCAUCUCAACAAUUAAUUUUUACUAAUAGGUUUCAAAUUAAACAUUUUAUUAAAACAUCAAAUAUAGUUUAUAAAUUUAUAAACUAUACUUAAUACUAUACUUGGAGUUUGGUACAGCUCAUUUAAAUACCUAUAAAACUAAAGUAUUGGAAUAUUUUCCUACGGGAGAUGAUAAGAAAAUGAACAACAAUACUAGAUCUGCCCUUUGUAAAUACUAAUUCUCUUGUUCAAUAUACACCAGUCACUGUACUAUCCGUAGUUUAGAAUAAUUUUUCAUAUUUUCACAUCUCUGAUAAGCCACUAUAUAAAAAAUAUACAUUUUAACUAUUAUAGUGAAUUACAAUGAGGUAGGUAGGUCGAGGGACACUUUGAAUAUUCAAACGUAGCACAAUCUAUUGUUUGUAAAGUUUUCUUUUUGGUAGCUCACAAGUGAAAAAAUAUUCGUAUUAUUUGUUACUUUGGUAAAAUGGAGUAAUGUUUUUAUUACUAUUAGAUAUUACCUUAGCGAAUUCAGGUUGCAUUCCUUUUGGCGUUUUGCUUAACGAUUGUCUCCAAUGAAAUUUGUGCUCAUAGUACAACCAUCUGUCUGAAAUACAAGACUGUUUCGUUUGUAUUUUGUUUUCAUGGUAUCUCUAAGGUUUAAUCGAAGUUUCCGAAAUGUGUUUUGUUAUUCUUGAAAAAAGUUGUUACAGUUUUACCUUGUUUGUUUAACGAUAAGUAAAAAGAGAUAAUUAGUGUAAAUUGAAAAUAAAAUUACCUUAAUUAUCUCUUUUUACUCGUUUUUAGUGACUUGUUUUCAUUGUUAGCUCUGGUGUCAGGUAGUUGGUAGAAUUUUCCGUUUUAGUUGCCAUUUGUGAAUGUUUUUAAAUGUUUUGUUUGACAUCAAAAUAGAUUUCAAGUACUUUUUUCUCGGUCUAUUAACGCUUCCCCUGUUGCAUGUAAAUUCUUGUGAUUUUCCUGUAAAAAUUUAGACAUUUCAAUAUUAAAAAAUUUGCUACUCAAUUUAAACACAUUUUGAUGUCUUUUAUAAAAUGUACAACUCAAUAAUUUAGUGUUAAAACUUUAUAGUGACAUAACAUCACGUAGGAGGAUGUAGCAGUUUCAAAUCGGUCGUAAAUGUUUUCCUUAAGGAAUAUCCUAGCAAUCAUCACUGUCAAAUUGAAUCUAAUAUAUUUAAGAGAAACAUGCUUUUUUACCUCUUUUUAAGAUUAUUUCUCUAAAUUUGUACAAAUGUUAAUAAUUAGUUUAAAAUAUUCCCUUUGUUUCUUUUACAAUCAAAUCGCUAAGUUUAGAGAUUGAAAUUGAAUUUGUUAAAUUAAAUUGAUUGUUUACACUGAUUGUAAUGGCUCAUUUAAAACUUUUGUCUAAAGUGUUCAUAUUGAUGUUUUUCUCAGUCAGAACAAAGAAUUACAGUAUGUGAAGCAAAGUCGCAUAAGUAGAUUCAGAUCGGCGCCUUGCUCCUUAGAGAAUCCUCCGUCAUACUAACACCAACGUUGUCAUUACGUUACACUUACGUCACAUUAUAUCUGCUAUUUUAUCGUGCACUUGUAUCUCUGUGUGUUGCAAUAUAGGGCUGUGAGGAAAAACAUUGUUUUCAUUUUUUUAAUAUUGUAUUAACAGUUUACUACGAAUAAUGUGAAAAUAAAAUAUUAGCGUUUAAUAUUUUAAAAUAUCAAUAUUAUUUUUCUUAGCCGAACUUUUGUUUUCUGUUAUUACAUUGUUAAGAUUGUUAUGUAAUUGAUGUAGCCUAUUUUCAUCAUUAGAUUUCCCUGUCCUGUGCCAGAUAAUUACCUUUAAAAGGUCGUCUUGUACAUAAUUAUAAUUCCGCUUAAAAUUUCCAGUUCGAUUUCACUGUCUCACAUAUUAUCCUACGUUUAUUUGCAUAUUCUCUACAAUGUAAAAUAUAGUUUCAAACACUUAUAAAAAAUGUUUUGAUAUUUUGCUUAAGAUUUUAUUCAUAGCAACAUAGAACUGUGGUGGUCAAAUCGACAUUUAAAUGUUUUUAUGUUUGUGACUUUUAAUAAGGCAUUUACUCAUGUGUUUAAAGAUCUCCUAAUACCGAUUUAGAUAGUACAAAAUAAGUACUUAAUUGAUUUUCUCCAGUCUGAUUAAGUUUAAUGUACGCCUAGUUUAGUGGCGAAGUGACUAUUAAUGUUCUGUCUCGUUUCUACCAGAUAGUAUGUUAGCAGUGAGUUUUAUAUUGCCUUGGAUCAGGGCUUUCAUGUUUAUGUGAAUUCGUAGAUUUUGUAUUGCGGUAACUCUUUGUUAUGUGUAGAGAAUUUUGGCAAAAAUAAACACGAACUAGUGCUACCUAUCUAUUCUACAGUAGAUUCUUGUCGGUUGGUGUAGUUUUGUUAAAAUACUUAAUAAUAUGCUUUGAUUUAGUAAAUAAGUAAUCAACAUUUUAAAGACAAACAAAUAUGGUAAUUAUGAUGUAAAUUUAUUGGAAGUUCUCUGAAUUUAAACAUACUUUUUCAAGUUAUAAUAUUUUUCAGAAGACUAGAAUUUUACCUUGAAAUUAUAAUCGUACUGAAAUUAUUGUUGUAUUAAUGUAUUUAAAACUUUAUUUAUGGCAUUUUGGAUCCGUAAUAAAGUUACAAAGCAGUUUAUAAAAAGUCUAGUUUUUUGCGAUAGUUUCAUUAAGUCCACUCCCGUCCCAUUUUACUUAGUCUUUAGUAGGCCUAUCUUACAAUUACAUAUUUAAUUUAGCUUUGCUGACGCUUGCUCAUAAACAUAACACCAAUAUAACAAUAUUAUAGUUAAAUGUGUUUAAUGUACGCUAGAUGUAUUUUAUAAUGACACUUGUAUGUGUUUAUUGUGUUCAGAUUUAAUUUUUACAAUAUAUUAUAUAUAUAUAUAUAUACAUAUAAAUAGUCACUUUACUUCUCUCCUAGUAGUGUGUAAAAUAUGACGGUGAUAGUAGCAUCGAGAUAUUCAAAAGUUUUCCGUACUUAAUUCUUUUUAGUUUUGUAUAGUUCAUUGUCUGUUAUUAAAAGCUUUGUUUUAAAACAACUGACUAUACGUUUCCGAGACUGAACACUAAUAUGCUGAUGCGUCCAAGUUCGCAGCAAAACUACACUAACUGACACCUAACCAGCUGAUUAUAAUGUCUAGCCUACCCCAUUAUAAAAGACAUGCUUUUCUUAAGCACAGGCCUAAGUAAUAGUGCAAUGCUCUUAUCAUCUCAAUUAUUUGUAUGUUAUAUGAUAAUACAUUGUUAAGCUUCUAUCUGCUAAAUUGUUAUGUACACAGUUUUAACUAUUUGUAAAUACUUUUUAUAUUUGUCUUUCACGUCCCCUUGCACAAUACUCCCUUGUACGUAUACGUUCAAGUGUUCACAUUUCCGAGUCAACGCAAUUGUCACAUCAUUUGGUCUAAAAAAAAAAAAACACAAUGAAAACCCUUUGCAUUAUAUAAUUUGGUGAAUUUUACUUUUGGAUAUUUUAGAUCGUUAGCCUAUUAACUAGUUUUUUUUUUUAUUGAUAACAGUAAUCUGUGUGAUUACAUGCUUUCAAUUCAGUUUAUAUUAAAUGUUAUUAAUUUUUUGUGUUAUUUAUUUGAUAUUAAUGCACUUUGUUGUCCUGUUAGUGGUAAAUAACAUUAUAAAUACAUAAAUAAACAACUUACAAAAUAAACCACUUUCAUUUUGUUUUCUUUUUUAAGUAUUGCAUCUUAGUAAUAGUUAUUGUUGUUUACCUUCUCUGUUUGAAUGUUUGUUAAUAUUGUGUGUAAAUUUUAUUUUUUGUUUUGUCAGUGUAUUUAAAUGUUAAAAUUCCAGUUGUUUUACUUAGCGCUAUAUAUAAUUAUAUUUUUCAUUACUUUCUAAAUGUUAUUGAUAAUAAAUUUUAUUUUUACUAUAUUUAUUCCCAAUGUGAGUGAUUAAUUAUGAAUACUUAUAGUGAAACACUCACUAUAACCAAUUGUUAUACAUUUAUAUGUUAUUUUGUAAUAUCGAUACCUCUUAAAGCCUACUUUAAACAAAUUACCCGUUAAAAAGAAUAAGCAACCAGAUUGGUGUGGCGGUCGUGUUGACAAUUGUUACUUAGCGUUAGGAACGUUACCAUCUCAACCUGCUUAGCUUGUUUAAUAUAAUAUAUAUUAUACAUUGUUAUUAUUAUAAUCAUUGCCUAUAGAUAUAUUUUUCAACAUUAGAUAAGAAACAAUUCCCUAGUCAAUAUGGACUAUUUUUAAUCAAUAAAUGACUUGUACUUAUGAUGGUCACUAGUUUUACAAUCCUCACCUUUUAUAUCCUGUGCUUCAAGUCAGUUGCCAUCAUUUGUUACUAUUACAUUCAUUAUAACAAGUA